Dreissena polymorpha is the source of this 3079-nucleotide messenger RNA. RefSeq names its product SCO-spondin-like. NCBI's taxonomy places the organism in Eukaryota, Metazoa, Mollusca, Bivalvia, Myida, Dreissenidae. The transcript has 17 exons. Bases 27 to 2147 code for a protein of 706 amino acids. The record is from RefSeq and is a predicted model, not a curated record.
AAUUCUUAUUAGCUCAGAGGUUUUCAAUGAUAGAUAGAGUGCAGUCAAUUUACCGCCGUUACAUAAGAUGGAAAAUGAAGCCACGUCUUCUACUGACGAUAAUUCUACUUUGUCAAACACUGCGAACUUAUCAUGCAUUGACAUGUUUGAGAUGCACCACUGUUGUACAGCCACGAAAUUGUGAAACAGUCAUGACUUGCCCUCAAAGUGACGAUGUUUGCUUUGUCGAACGGAGGACAGAUGACUUUGGAGAAGAGGGAUACGCCCUAGGAUGCAUCUCUCAACGUUCGUGCCACAACACCACGUCCUACUCGUCUACAGGCCCUUGCUCGCACUGCUGUGACAACGAUCUGUGCAACCAGGAGGGGUGUGGGGAAAUAGGUUUUCCUUCAAACCGCGGACCUAUCUGCUACAAUUGCCAUUCGCCAUUACCGGACGGUCGUUGUCAUAAUGUGGAUAUAUGUCGUACCGGAGAGGUAUGCAGCGUGACUGGAAAAGAAAAGUUCGGAACACAAGUCUUUACAUCGCAAUGCGUUCCCAACGAUGACUGCGGGCCACAUAAUGUUGGACUCUUCAUCGGUAAACGUAGCAGUGUGACUGAGCAGGUCGUCCGGACAUAUGACCCUUAUGGCUGCUUUCAAUGUUGCAGCAGUGACCUUUGCAACCGCAAAUGCAAGACACAAGAAGCCCACCUAUUGGACGCACAAUGGGGUUUAUGGGCGACAUGGUCGUUGUGUACUUCUAACUGUAACCAGACACGGACACGAGCGUGCGACAACCCCGCACCGCAAGCAGACGGUAGAGAUUGUCUUGGUUAUGCGAUACAAACACAAAGCUGUUACAUGGACCAAUGCCGAGUUGACGGACAAUGGGGCUCAUGGACUGCAUGGUCCUCGUGUUCCUCUCAGUGUAAUCAGACACGGUCUCGAGCAUGCGACACACCAGCACCGAUUAAUGGCGGGAUUGAUUGUCCUGGUACUACGCUGCAAACAAAAAGCUGUUACACAGACCAAUGUCCAGUUGAUGGCCAUUGGGGUUCAUGGACUGCAUGGUCUGUGUGUUCCACGUACUGUAAACAGACACGAAAUCGAUCAUGCGACAAUCCAGCACCGCUACCAGGCGGAAGAGACUGUCCUGGUAAUAUGACGCAAACUCGAAGCUGUUACACAGAACAAUGUAUAGUGGACGGACAAUGGGGUUCAUGGACUGCAUGGUCCUUGUGUACAUCUUAUUGUAAUCAGACAAGGUCUCGAGCAUGCGACAAUCCAGCACCGUUUCAUGGCGGGAAAGAUUGCGAUGGUAAUUUAACGCAAGCACAAAGCUGUUACACAGACAAAUGCCCAGUGGACGGGCAAUGGGGUUCGUGGAUAGCAUGGCCGCUAUGUGAUGCAUUUUGUAGCCAGACAAGGACACGCCUGUGCGACAGCCCGGCACCUCUACCAGGCGGGAGAGACUGUCCUGGUCAUUCAGGGCAAACACAGGACUGUGAAACUGCUAAGUGUUCAAACAAAGAUUGCUCUGAAUUACUUAAACAUGAUGAUUCCCGGCAAAGUGGUGUUUACACCAUCACCACCCCAAUAACUCACACCAAGAUUCAGGUGUUCUGCGACAUGGAGACGGAUGGAGGGGGAUGGACGGUUUUCCAAAAGCGAUUCAACGGAAGUGAGAACUUUUAUCGGAACUUAAGCGACUAUAAACACGGAUUUGGGCGGGUUUACGGAGAACACUGGCUUGGCCUUACUUACAUGUACGAGAUAGUUUCUCAAGGUGGCCAUCAACUGCGUUUGGAUUUUAUACGUUCUAACGGAAGCAAGGGAUAUGAUGUGUACGGAAAUUUCAGCCUACAGCCCGGAACUAAUUAUACAUUAUACAUCGGGUCCCGUUUACGUUUCAGUGGAUGCGUGUCACUGAUUGCAGACCCGAAUGGUACACCAAACGACAAUGCCUUUAGUACCUAUGACCAUGACGUCGACAGACAUAACAGUGGCGACUGCGCAAACUACGGUCACGGAGGCUGGUGGUAUAACAAGUGUUGUCAACUCAACGCGAAUGGAUUGUAUCAGCCAGGGCAAAAAGAAGCCAGUGCUAUGGCGUAUAGUGGGGAAGAAGGUCUAGAAGCAAUUACUAUGAUGUUUAAACCAAUUUAAUUAAUGGCUCAGAAUUAUGUGUAUAACGUGUUAACAGAGGAUCUGGCGUCCUUGAAAAUAACAGAAAUUUAAAGUAUUAAUGACUAUGAAAUUAGUUGUACUUUAAUUGAUCAUUUUAACAAUUUAAAUCAUCAUCCUCCUUUAUGAUCAAGUACUUGUUUUGAAGGACCUGCAACAAGGAUUAACUAAAAACUUUCCCUAUUUUGUAAAUUAUAAUGAGGGUUGUAUGGUUUUAUUUUUUUGAUAUUUUUGAAUUAUUCGAUGGUAGAUUUUCGUUCAUUUUAAAAAUUAAAUAAUUGCAUUUACUGACACAACAAUAGAAUUAUUUUUUUCAAUUAAUAAUUAUAAACAAAUGCAGUUAAACACGUUUUUUCUUAAUUGUCAUUUCAAGCGUUAUGCACGCUUUUUGUUUUUUCCCUAUUAUUAUUGAUGAAUAUCCAAAAUGUUUUUUCCUCUACUGAAUGCAUAUAUUAUUUUUCGCUUUUGUGACCUUUUUUGAAAAUUGAAAUCACUUGUAUCACUUUUACUUUGUUUAACACAAUUCAUGAAUACAAGUUUAAUUAUGAUAUUUAAAUAAAAUUCUUGCAGAUACAAACAGUUUCGUGUUGAUAACGGUGAAUAUACUGUAUAUUCCACAGGUGGUUCGCGUGUGGCUAUAAUAUUAAUUAGUAAAAAUAUCAUUUGGAUGAUCCGGUCCGUGAAUUUUGUUGGAAAAAUGCCGUUUACUUCGUGAAGAUUUCAGUCUUUGAUCGGGUCAGAUGGUCGACGAGUAGGUCACGCGAGUUGUGUAUCGUGUUAAUUUUUAAAAUUUGAUCCAGCAAUUUUAACUAUUUCGGGCCAGACUGCCUUCGUUUACACACGUAGUACAUCAUAGUAUUGCAAUAGCAAACAUUUGAACGCAAAAUGGGGGAUGGUAAUAAAGAUUUAACGAG